AUGAGUACCCGCCCGCAGCGGCCAAAGCUUGCAUACUGCCUGGAUAAGGAGGCGAACUUCUGGAAAAACGGUUUUGGGGAGCGACCAAUCCUGGAAGGGCGAAUGCCGUUAAGUGAUUCGGUCCCCUGCAGUGGAGGUGCUGCGGUCUGCUUCUGGGAAGGGCGGGAGGCGCUGGGCCGAUGCCUGGCCCUAGUGCAGCGGCCCACACACACAAGAGAAAUGUACUCACCGCUGUGCUCGGCCAUCAGUGCCCACGGAGUGCACCCAAGUGCAUCAGUCAGGAUUACGGGUGUGAACUGUGACUGUGACUAUCCCCUGGUUCUGCGCUGGCGCCACGGGGAGUGGAGCGGGAGCUCGCCGGCGCGGGCGCUCGUCCCGCUGUCCUCAAGGCUCGGCCAUUGA
This is a messenger RNA of Rangifer tarandus platyrhynchus (Svalbard reindeer), 402 nucleotides long. Lineage: Eukaryota; Metazoa; Chordata; Mammalia; Artiodactyla; Cervidae. The record is from the annotation of a GenBank genome assembly.